UCGUUUUCAUUUUGUCGAGUGUGUUUUUCAGCAAUUGUCGUAGGUGUGUGUCUGAACGGACAAAAUGCUCAGCACCAAAGCUGUAAGGACCUGCUUUGGCGUGAUAAAUAGUCGUAUCCGCCGGCGUCUAGGUAGAGUAUCUUUUAUUAUAAAUACGAGGCUCCAGCACGGUCUGCCUGACCAUGGGGCGGGGCCUCCUCGGCCCUUCCGUCCAGAGACCGCCUCCUCCAGGACCCUGAUGGACAUCGGCACACGCAGGAUCUUCUCCGAGGAGCACGACCUCUUCAGGCAAAGUGUACGUCGCUUCUUUCAGGAGGAGGUGGUGCCACACCACAGCGAGUGGGAGAAGGCAGGCGAAGUGAGCAGGGAAUUGUGGGAGAAGGCGGGAGAACAGGGGCUGCUGGCCAUUUUCAUCCCGGAGGAGCAGGGCGGGAUUGGGGGUGACCUGUUGUCCGCGGCAGUGGUAUGGGAGGAACAGAUGUAUUGCAACUGCAGCGGCCCUGGCUUCGCCCUGCACUCUGACAUCAUCAUGCCGUACAUCAGCCACUACGGCACCAAGGCCCAGGUGGAGCGCUACAUCCCCCAGAUGGCUGCUGGGAAAUGUAUCGCGGCCAUCGCCAUGACUGAACCCGGAGCCGGCAGUGAUCUCCAAGGUGUGCGGACAUACGCCAAGAGGGAUGGCAGUGACUGGAUCCUCAAUGGAAACAAGGUGUUCAUUUCCAAUGGUUGGAUGAGCGACGCUGUUGUCGUGGUGGCGGUAACAAACCCGGAGGCAAAGAUAGCGGCUCACGGCAUCAGCCUCUUCGUGGUCGACGCUGGGACAAAGGGGUUCCACAAGGGCCGCAAGCUGGAGAAGAUCGGCCUCAAGGCGCAGGACACGGCUGAGCUUUUCUUCGAGGAUGUUCGUCUCCCGGCCGACGCCCUCCUAGGGGAGGUCAACAAGGGCUUCUACUACCUCAUGAACGAGCUGCCCCAGGAACGUCUGGUGAUCGCAGCCAUGGCCAUCGCCAGCAGUGAGUUCAUGUUUGAGGAGACCAGGAACUACGUGACCCAGAGAAAGGCCUUUGGGAAGACCAUCGCCCACCUGCAGACGGUUCAGCACAAGCUGGCUGAGCUGAAGACGGAGAUCUGCGUGGGCCGGGCCUUCGUGGACAACUGUCUGCAGCUGCACACAGAGAAGAAGCUGGACUCCUCCACCGCCUCCAUGGCCAAGUACUGGGCGUCUGAUCUGCAGAACCGGGUCGCCACGCAGUGCCUGCAGCUCCACGGCGGCUGGGGCUAUAUGUGGGAGUACCCCAUCGCCAGGGCCUUUGUUGACUCCCGGAUCCAGCCCAUUUAUGGGGGCACCAAUGAGAUCAUGAAGGAGCUGAUUGCCCGCAGCAUCGUCAGUCAGAAGUGAGGCCCAAGAGACUGAGGCCCCUCCCUUUGACUGGCAUAAGGCUCGUUUCUGUGGCUCUGCUCCGGGCAAAGAUCAGCUUUACGCAAGCAGAUCUGACUGGAUGUUGACAUGGUUUUGAUAACGCUGUGGGGCGGACACAAAUCAAACCAGUGUUGCCUUCCUGGAAAUAAUCGAGCCUAGCUGGACAGAUUAAUUGCAGACUAAAGAAAAAAAUGUAAAAAGGUAAAAGUUUCUUCAGGUUUUAUGGUUUUAUGUAGAAUAUGACUUUUUGUCAGCUUGUUUUUUUUAACAUUGUGCAGUCUAAAUUAUAUUUUAGCAAUUAUUUGAUAAUUCAACCAUGUUUUUUGGUUUACUUUGUUAUUGAGAUGAGGUACUACAGUAUUCUCUCUAGUUCAGUGUUUUUCAACCUUGGGGUUGGGACCCCACGUGGGGUCCCGCGGAAUUCAAAUGGGGUCGCCUGAAAUGUGUAGUAAUUGAUUACAUUUUUUUUUUUUUAUCAAGCCUUGUAGCUUACCUAACUGUACAUGUAUUUCCUGAUCAGGGAAAAUAAAAUGUCACUUUGUGCACUAA
Molecule: messenger RNA, 1969 nt
Organism: Conger conger (European conger)
Lineage: Eukaryota; Metazoa; Chordata; Actinopteri; Anguilliformes; Congridae
Gene: acadl
Product: acyl-CoA dehydrogenase long chain
Exons: 11
Coding region: 65-1399 (444 amino acids)
Biological process (GO): carnitine metabolic process, CoA-linked; long-chain fatty acid catabolic process; fatty acid beta-oxidation using acyl-CoA dehydrogenase
Cellular component (GO): mitochondrion
Molecular function (GO): flavin adenine dinucleotide binding; long-chain fatty acyl-CoA dehydrogenase activity
Source: RefSeq, a predicted model, not a curated record